AUGUCUCUCAAAAGGAAAUCCACAGACGUGGACCCUUCAAAUGCCGAGAACAUCCCUCCUGAGAUUGAUAGCGACGAUGAACGCCUAAACUACAUCGACUGGAACUGCGACCACGUCCGUCGACGGAUUCGCACUUUCAUAGAAAGCGGAGAGAUGAAAAUCGGCGAGUUCCAAGACGCAAUUGGCGUCUCCUCGCGUUCCUACCUGGACUUUAUGGGCCAGAACGGCCGCGACAAGGGCUCUGGAUCAUCGACAUAUAUCAAGGCGGCGCGUUUCUUCAAAAAACGCGAAUUGCAAGGCAUCAAGCCGCCCCGAAAGAAGAGGGCCACCAAGGAAUCGCAGAAAAAAGUUGCCGAAAAGUACGAUGUCUCUGGAAUUCAUCUCGACGGGGAGUCGGACCAAAGCGUCCCCGUCUGGGACACCUGUGAUUUAGUUCGCUCGAAGAUCGCACGGCACCUUCGUGACCCCGACGUGACCAAGGCUCAGUUCCUGCGCGAUAUCGCGAAAGCUGCGUAUCCGGAUACAGACAAGAAGCUCAAUGCCAAUCUGCUCAAUGACUUUCUCUCCAAGCGUGGUGCCAAUGCGGGCAACACAAGCAGCGUCUUUUAG
Messenger RNA from Aspergillus viridinutans, 609 nucleotides. RefSeq lists its product as uncharacterized. The transcript has a single exon. Lineage: Eukaryota; Fungi; Ascomycota; Eurotiomycetes; Eurotiales; Aspergillaceae. Bases 1 to 609 code for a protein of 202 amino acids. The record is from RefSeq and is a predicted model, not a curated record.